CCGGAGCCCGGGGCCCGCCAUGGGCCGCCCCGGGCGGGGCGUGCUCCGGCCGCUGGCGCUGCUGUUGCUGCUGCUGCGGCUCCAGCAUCUUGCGGCGGCGGCAGAUCCACUGCUCGGCGGCCAAGGGCCGGUCAAAGAAUGCGAAGAGGACCAGUUCCGGUGCCGGAACGAACGCUGCAUCCCCUCUGUGUGGAGAUGCGAUGAGGACGAUGACUGCUCCGACAACAGCGACGAGGACGACUGCCCCAAGAAGACCUGUAUGGACAACGACUUCACCUGUGACAACGGCCAGUGCAUCCCCGAGCGGUGGAAGUGUGAUGGCGAGGAGGAGUGUUCUGACGGCUCUGAUGAGUUCGAGGCCACCUGCACCAAGCAAGUGUGUCCUGCAGAGAAGCUGAGCUGUGGACCCACCAGCCACAAGUGUGUGCCCGCCUCGUGGCGCUGCGAUGGAGAGAAGGACUGCGAGAGUGGAGCAGAUGAGGCCGGCUGUGCCAUCUUGUGCGCCCCGCACGAGUUCCGGUGCGGCAACCGCUCUUGCCUGGCCGCCGUGUUCGUGUGCGACGGCGACGACGACUGCGGCGACGGCAGCGACGAGCUUGGUUGUGAUGACCCGAACUGCGGGCCCCACGAGUUCCGCUGCGGCGGCGACAGCGGCGCCUGCAUCCCCGGGCGCUGGGUCUGCGACCGCCAGUUCGACUGUGACGACCGCUCAGACGAGGCGGCCGACCUCUGCGGCCGCGCGGUUGUGGGGACCACGUCCGCCCCCGAUGUCUGCGCCGCCUCCUCCCAGUUCGCCUGCCGCAGCGGCGAGUGCAUCCACCCGGGCUGGCGAUGCGAUGGCGACUACGACUGCAAGGACAAAUCGGACGAGGCCGACUGCCCACUGGGGACCUGCCCUGGAGACGAGUUCCAGUGUGGGGAUGGGACCUGUGUCCCUGCCAUCAAGCGCUGCAACCAGGAACAGGACUGUCCAGAUGGGAGUGAUGAAGCUGGCUGCCUGAAGGAGUCAACGUGUGAGGGUCCCCGCAGAUUUCAGUGUAAGAGUGGAGAGUGCGUGGACGGCGGGAAAGUGUGUGAUGCUCAAAGGGAUUGCCGGGACUGGUCGGAUGAGCCUCUGAAAGAGUGUGGGCUGAACGAGUGUCUGCACAACAAUGGCGGCUGCUCCCACAUCUGCACUGACCUCAAGAUUGGCUUUGAGUGCACCUGCCCCGCGGGCUACCGGCUCCUGGACCAGAAGACCUGUGGUGACAUCGAUGAGUGUGAGGACCCGGACGCUUGCAGCCAGAUCUGUGUCAAUUACAAGGGCUACUUUAAGUGCGAGUGCCACCCUGGCUAUGAGAUGGACACGCUGACCAAGAACUGCAAGGCUGUCGCCGGCAGAAGCCCGUCCCUGAUCUUCACCAACCGGCAUGAAGUGCGGAGGAUAGACCUGGUGAAGCGUGACUACUCACGCCUCAUCCCCAUGCUCAAGAACGUUGUGGCGCUGGACGUCGAAGUGGCCACCAAUCGCAUCUACUGGUGUGACCUCUCUUACCGCAAGAUCUAUGGCGCCUACAUGGACAAGGCCAGUGACCCAGCAGAGCAGGAGGUCCUCAUUGACGAGCAGCUGCACUCUCCAGAGGGCCUGGCCGUGGACUGGGUCCACAAGCACAUCUACUGGACUGACUCGGGCAACAAGACCAUCUCAGUGGCCACAGUUGAUGGCGGCCGCCGAUGCACUCUUUUCAGCCAUGACCUCAGUGAACCCCGGGCCAUCGCCGUUGACCCCCUGCGAGGGUUUAUGUAUUGGUCUGACUGGGGGUACCAGGCCAAGAUUGAGAAGUCUGGGCUCAACGGUGUGGACCGGCAAACACUGGUGUCAGACAAUAUUGAGUGGCCCAAUGGAAUCACCCUGGAUUUGCUGAACCAGCGCUUAUACUGGGUAGACUCCAAGCUGCACCAGCUGUCCAGCAUUGACUUCAGUGGAGGCAACAGAAAGAUGCUGAUUUCCUCCCCUGACUUCCUGAGCCACCCUUUUGGGAUAGCUGUGUUUGAGGACAAAGUGUUCUGGACAGACUUGGAGAAUGAGGCCAUUUUCAGCGCAAAUCGGCUCAAUGGCCUGGAUAUCUCCGUCCUAGCUGAGAACCUCAAUAACCCACAUGACAUUGUCAUCUUCCAUGAGCUGAAGCAGCCAAGAGCUACAGAUGCCUGUGAGCUGAGUGCCCAGCCCAAUGGAGGCUGUGAGUACCUGUGCCUUCCUGCUCCCCAGAUCUCCAGCCACAAGUACACCUGUGCCUGUCCUGACACAAUGUGGCUGGGCCCAGACAUGAAGAGGUGUUACCGAGCACCUCAAUCUACCUCAACUACGACGUCAGCCUCUACUACCAUGAGGACACGGGAUACCACAAGAGCCCCUGGGACCACCAUCCACAGCCCCACCUACCAGAACCACAGCACAGAGACAGCAAGCCUGGCCGCUGCGGUCCCAAGCUCAGUUAAUGUCCGCAGGGCUCCCAGCAUUAGCCCGUCUACCCCAAGCCCUGCAACCAGCAACCACUCCCAGCAUUAUGGGAAUGAAGACGGCAAGAUGGGCUCAACAGUCACUGCUGCUGUCAUUGGGAUCAUCGUGCCCAUGGCUGUAAUCGCCCUGCUGUGCAUGAGUGGCUACCUGAUCUGGAGAAACUGGAAGCGGAAGAACACCAAAAGCAUGAAUUUUGACAACCCAGUGUAUAGGAAAACAACAGAAGAGGAGGACGAAGAUGAGCUGCACAUAGGGAGGACCGCUCAGAUUGGCCACGUCUAUCCUGCAGCAAUCAGCAGCUUUGAUCGCCCACUGUGGGCAGAGCCCUGUCUUGGGGAGACCAGAGAACUGGAAGACCCAACCCCUGCCCUCAAGGAGCUUUUUGUCUUGCCGGGGGAACCAAGGUCACAGCUGCACCAACUCCCGAAGAACCCUCUUUCCGAGCUGCCUGUCGUCAAGUGCAAGCGAGUGGCAUUAAGCCUUGAAGAUGAUGGACUGCCCUGAGGAUGGGACCACUCCCUUCGUGCCUCACGGAAUUGGGUUCCAUGCACCACACUCUCUGGAUGGUGUGUGCCUGGAAGGAAGGGUUUCUGUUUGUGGGUCUGUGUGAGUGAAUGCGCGCGUGCGUGCGUGCGUGCGUGCGUGUGUGUGAUUUGUUUUUUUUUAAUUUAUGUUGCGGAAAGGUAACCACAAAGUUAUGAUGAACUGCAAACAUCCAAAGGAUGUGAGAGUUUUUAUAUGUAUAAUGUUUUAUACACUUUUUAACUGGUUGCACUACCCAUGAGGAAUUCAUGGAAUGGCUACUGCUGAGUGACUAACAUGAUGUACAUAACCAAAUGGGGCCGAUGGUACAGUAGCUUACUCAUCAUUUUAAAACUAUAUUUACAGAGAGUAUUUGGUUUUGGGGGGAUUUUUUAGGUUUUGGAGUUUUGAGGUUUUUUUGUAAAUAAAAUAAUUAUGCUUUGUGGUAUCCAUCAACAUAAAAAAAAAACCCACUUCGACUCCCUCCCCCAUUUAGAUUAUUUAUUAACAUAUUUCAAAAAUAAGAUUAGUUCUAUAAAUAAUUUAGAGACAUGAGAGUAUUUAUUUUUGGUAUGAUUGGCCCCCCACAUGGAUUCUGUGUAUGCUUAUGCGUGAGUGUGAGAGAGAAAAAUCUAGAGAAGAGGCGCAACUAUGGCUGUUCGAAUAUAUAAAGAUAAAUAUAUUUUAAAAUAAUCCACAAGAGAGGUAUCAGUUGUUUUCAGAGAAGCCUUUGGAAAUUUGGCUCAGAAACCAGAUACCAUGGUUUGUGCAAACAUGUAUUGGAAGAGACAGAAUCUUUUCCACGUCUGGCUAUUCCUGGGACCCCCAAUCAGUCAGGAAAAGCCCUUCAGCUCACCCAUGGCUACUGUGACUCUUAUCUGGGCUCUCUGUUCUGUGGCUAAGGCCAGUGUACAGACUUUACACAGUGCCAGAAGUUCUCGAGUGCUCAGGUGAGAACAUACCUGAACCUUAGCUACUCCUUGUUUUAAAGUUUAGCAUUUCGAGUAACUUCAUUUUCCUUCAAGACACUUGUGUUGAAUUCAUUAAGGUUGCUCUGAAGCACCCUGAGGGUGCCUUCCUUACUUAUAGAGAGCUAAGUGGAGAUGUUUCCCGAACAGCCCAAGUUUACUGUAGGGAUUGGCUGAGGCAUUAAACCUCUGAGAUAUGCUAUGUAUGGUGGACAGAGGAACUGGUUUUGUUACAUCUCCAUUUCUCCCUUCCCCUUACUCUCUGCCAUUUCCUUUAGGUGGGGAAAAGUAAGACCUAGGUUUGUUACCAUAAUGUGUUCACACAGAUGAAACUAAUUUUUGGCUUAAGUCAGAACAAGUGGCCAAAACGAAAGUCCUAUUUGAGGGGGAAAUGGCAUACGCAAUAUCAUAGUGCAUCGGCUAUAUAUGUCCACACAGGGAUUUGGUUUACUGCUUUGUAAAUAAAAGGAAAAACUCUAGGUAUAUGUACAGGGGUUUUUUGGUUUUUUUCACUGUGGACACUUUCUUUGCUUUUCCUGGGCUUUGGGGGAGGCAGGGAGAAGUGCUGUUUUCUCUUUGGGGGUCUACCAUUGAAAACAUAAUUCUACAGUCCCAGAAGGAAUUCAGUCCCUGCUGGCUCUCAUCCAAGGUGCGGUCUUUUCUUAAUUCUGCUACUUCACUCCCACUGGACAACCAGGGACAAAGUGUGACACAUAAGUGUUUGGCUUAUGUAGGAGCAGAGGACAUGUAUCUAACCUUAACAUAUCUGGAGCUUGACACAUUUAAGCAAAUUCUUCCCACCUAUGCCCCAGCUGCCCUCAACUCAGUGAAGCUUGGAUGGAUGUCUCACCAGCGUGCUACCCUUUGAAUUUCCAGGCAGACUUUCUGGAAUUCUAUCACCUAGUUCCUAGGACCUUUCUCUACAUCAUUCAUGGUCUCCUAACUUUUGAGAAAACUGUGUUCUGGAGCCUGGGCACUAUACUUUGCAUAAAAAGCAAUUUCCUCAUGAUAUGUAUGUGUUGAAACAUUCACUGAGAGAGUAAAUGCAAUUGACCUGGAAUGACCAUUACCAAAUAGAAUUUUUAAAAUGGAUGGCCAACUCCUAUGGAGCUUAAUCACUUACUAUUAUUCUUUCAAGAAUGGAAAGUCAAAUUAUUUUUGACUGAAGAAAAAUGAUGAAAGUGAAAAAUCAUUGAAAUGUACCUAAAACCAGCAACAUUUUCUGUAACCUGCCUCCAAAGAAAUAGAAUUUCCUGGGGAAAUGAUAACAGUGACUAAUGCGUAAUUAUCUAAACUUUCAGUCAGAUCCUGGCCUUCAUGGAAAAAUAUAAUAAAUGGGGUCAGGAUGAUUCAGCCCAAGAUUCCAAAACGAUGAUGAACCACAACUUUCUCAGAGACACCCAUGAUUUCCGAAUAUGCUACAACUGCAAAGAGGCAGCUAUGGGAACAACCU
Molecule: messenger RNA, 5443 nt
Organism: Hipposideros armiger (great roundleaf bat)
Lineage: Eukaryota; Metazoa; Chordata; Mammalia; Chiroptera; Hipposideridae
Gene: LRP8
Product: LDL receptor related protein 8
Exons: 20
Coding region: 20-3004 (994 amino acids)
Biological process (GO): receptor-mediated endocytosis
Cellular component (GO): signaling receptor complex; apical plasma membrane; plasma membrane
Molecular function (GO): calcium ion binding; protein binding; hormone binding
Source: RefSeq, a predicted model, not a curated record